Phycodurus eques (leafy seadragon) is the source of this 2553-nucleotide messenger RNA. Its product is annotated as butyrophilin-like protein 9. The record is from RefSeq and is a predicted model, not a curated record. The coding region runs from base 139 to 1338 and encodes 399 amino acids. Lineage: Eukaryota; Metazoa; Chordata; Actinopteri; Syngnathiformes; Syngnathidae. The transcript has 10 exons. Gene Ontology annotation, molecular function: protein binding.
AGCCGAGUGUCAGACUUAUACAUAAACAAGGUCAGACACUGCAGCACACAGUCGACAGACUUUAAAUCGAGCAACUUUAGGAGAGAACAGGACGAACCAAGUUGCUUCCUCUGGCGUCCGAGAAGGAAGGCAGCCAAGAUGUUGCAGUGUUUCCACUUUAUGGUGGAGCCCAUCAAAAGCAUGACAUUCAAAAUAAAGGCAUCGAACGUGAAACCCAAGAAAAAGAAGACGACUGACUACUUGGAUGAAGAGCAGCUAUUUGUCGUGAAACUGGCUCGAGACCUCGGUCGAGUGUGCCAGAAUUCAUCAGUCCUGGAGCACAUCUGGAACCAGGAUGAGAUCUGGCCAACCUCUCUCUGCUGGGUCUUCAUUCUUGAAUGGGCUUCCAUGUUAGAUAGAAAGAUGAGGCCCAUGCAGACUGAUGGCUGGCCAGAAACUGAUGGUGACAAAAAGUGUGAGCUGACUGAUGAGCAGGACGUGCAUAAGGCCAAGUUAGGCCUCCUCGAAUGGAUGAAAGACCUGCGAGCUCAGCCUGAGCAAAGCGUUUGGCCUGGGGAAACAGUGGCAAACAUACUGGAGGACUUGAGGUCAGCUUGGCGUUGGGGCCGUGUGCCAAACCUUCUGAGUGCCAUGGAGCUGGUUUUAUGGACUGUGAUGCUGCAGAGUUCAGAUAAGGAUACCAUAUCACAGCAGUGGUUGAUGUGGAAGCAGAAAGCAAAGAUUGGUGCUAUAGCUUAUAUUCCUCAGCCAGUAUGGGACUGGAUCACAAAUGCUGCAGUGGAAGUUACUCUGAACCAAGACACGGCCAAUCCUGAUCUUCUCAUCUCCUGUGAUGAUAAGAGGAUGCGUUGUGGCUUUGAGAGGAAAGAUAUUCCCAACUACCAUCACCGCUUUGAUGGCUGGUGGUGUGCUGUUGGAACGGUGGGCUUUGACUCUGGCCGCUACUAUUGGGAGGCGGAGGUGGGUGAGCGAGACUGGCGGCUGGGCGUGGUCAAAGAGUCUGCUCUUAGGAAAGGUUUCAAGUCCCUCAACACAGACACAGGUUACUUGACCCUGCGUCUGGAAAGGGGCACUGAGCUUAAAGCACUCACGGUGCCCUUCACUGCCCUGCCGCCAGGCCUCAUCGCUCGAAAAGUGGGUGUCUACCUCGACUAUGAUGGCGGCCAGCUGUCCUUCUAUGAUGUGGACAGACGUAUCCACAUAUACACAUACAAUGAGCGGUUCCAUGAGAAGCUCUUCCCACUGUUUGGUACAGUGGAGAUCACUAAGGAUCUGGUGAUCAGGACCCCUGAAGCCAAUACCCAAUGUCUCUGCGCCACAUCCUGCCUGUGGGGAUGAUUUCAUACCUUGCCAACUCUUCCUUCAACAUCUCCAGUAUAUAUUAUAUUAAGGAAUUCAAAAAGUUACAAGGUUAUGCGAAUUACUAAUUACUGGGAGGAAUCAAAGAUCCUGCUGUCAGAGACCAUUGCUGUGCUUUCAAAUACCGUAUUUUCGCGACCAUAAGGCGCACCGUAUUAAAAGGUGCAGUCUCAGUUACGGGGUCUAUUUCAGUAUUUAACACAUACAUAAGGCGCACCGUAUUAUUGGGUGCAGGCAUGGUAAAACAUAUGCUAGCUUAAAACAUACAGUAGCAUGCAUGCACGCUAAAACAUACACUAGCACGCAUGCUAGCGUAUGUUUUUAAAAAGGCAGCGUGAGCAAAACUGAGUUCGGUUGUACUUUAUUGAAGUAUUUAACAAUGUACUCAUGUUAUUUUUUGAUCAAUCCUCAUCCACAAAUCCACAAAAGUCCUCAUCUUCUGUAUCUGAAAUGAACAGCUGGGCAAGUUCUCCAUCAAACACGUCAGGUUCCCUCUCAUCAUUGUCGGAGUCAGUCUCGUUGUCGGGGGGCUGUUCAGCAGUGAUCCCGGCAUUUUCUUGCUUCCUCCACUUGCGAACCAUGGAUUCCUUGAUCUUGAAUUCUCUCGCGGCUGCUCGAUUCCCAUGUUCCUCCGCGUGACUGAUAUAGCUUGCAGUUUAAACUGUGCUUCGUAAGCGUGUCUCUUCGUAGAUGCCAUUUUCGGGGGUCCUUAGCCAAACCGAUGUUGUUUUGCGAAAUGCACACCCCGGCGCUAUAUACCUACUGGGGGCGUGGCUUUAGCGUCCUCUUUCACGCGCACCCUUCCCCCUUUAACGUCCGCAUGCUGUCCUCAGUCACGUCCGCCUUUCCUCUACAUAAGCAGCGUGUUGGCAGGAAAUGCUCCCAGUCAGUCAAGCGGAGCGCUCAUCAAAGUCACACAACAACAUUUACAGAUUUUGGAACUCGGUGCACACAUAAGGUGUGCCGCAUUAUAAGGCGCCCCGUCCAUUUUGAAGACAAUUUUAAACUUUCAAUUGCGCCUUAUGGUCAUGAAAAUACGGUAGCUUCAAGGUGUGAUCACUCUAUGCUGCUGUUACUUUCCUCUUUCCCACAAUAAAAUUACAAACUGUGCUCACAUGUGUGGUGUUUGGGAAGAGAACUGUAGAAUCUACAUCAUCAUGUACUGUAAUGUUAAUCGUACACCAAAUUAAAAAU